Molecule: messenger RNA, 3446 nt
Organism: Python bivittatus (Burmese python)
Lineage: Eukaryota; Metazoa; Chordata; Lepidosauria; Squamata; Pythonidae
Source: RefSeq, a predicted model, not a curated record
AUGCGAAAUCUAAAGAUUCUUCUUGAGAGAGAUUUAUCAAAAGAGCGUCAUGAGUUGCUAAAGGACCAAAGAUUGUUUCGUAACAGAGCAAGAAAACAUUCUAUAGAAACAAAUAAAAGGAGGAGAGCACUUGAAUUAAAAUGGAAAGAGGAUGAAGAAAAAGAACAAAAAUUUAGAGAACAAAUAUUGCUGCAGAGGAAACUGAAACAUCAGGAAGCAACUGAAAGAUUCCAACGCAGUCAUCUUUUAUCUUCACAACACAGGAAGGGAGGAGUGCAGAGAAAGCCAGAAAAUAAAUUGGAUGAAGCCCAGAAAAUUCAGGUGUCAGGAUUAUCAUCAUCCAGAGUCACUGGAAGAAAUGGUCCUUUUCAUUGGAAACAGAACUCAGCAAAACCUGUUUGUGAUAGGACACUACAGGCAAAAAACAGGACAAAUCUGGGUAAUGGCCAACUUCUCUUCCAACAAAAUCUAGAUGAAAUGCAGCAGCAAUUACAAAAACAGCAUUUCAGCAACCUUCAGGAUUUUCAUCAAGAAGUAAAUGAAAUAGCCCGUUCAGGAAGUGUUUGUAGUGUUGACAGCCUUGAGGCUGGAGAACCAAAUGGAAGUUGCAGAGCACCCUCUAAAACCUCAUCUUUAUCUACUCAGUUGGAGUCUUCAGUCCAGCAUUCAGAAGGAUCAAAGAGCAGAAGUAAACAUUUAUCAGCUGAACGUGAGGAUACUUUUUCUAAAAAUCAGCAUGUGAAUAAUUGGCUUAUAAAUUUAAAUACUUCAAAUAUCCAGACAACCUCCCCUUUUCGUGACAUUUUAAUUAAAUACAAUGUUGUACCAUCUGAUGAGGACACAUGCAGUCCUGACCUGAAAUCAUCAGUUCCAACUUCAUCUGAACAGAGAGAGUCUGAGAGAUGUGCUUCUGAUGGUAAUCUAACUUUUGAACAAAAUAAAACAGAAGACAAAAGCUUUCUGUUGAACUGUCCGUCUUCAAACAUAAUUAGCACAGGGGAUCCUUUAGCUGCUGACAGACUUGUAGCCAAAUUAAAUAAAGCAUUGACUGUCCCUGAUCCUCCUCCUGCGGUUUCAGAACAAGAGAAUUUUGAACUUUCUCAGAACAACAAAACUUCAUCAGCACAAACCUUCAGUCCCAAUGUAGUCUUCUCUAAUCAACAGUGGAAUAUCACUUCCUAUUACAGCAACAGCUUCUUACUUAAUUGCAUGCAGAAGGGAAAAGAUAUUCAUGCAGCAAGGUGUACUGAAGAUAUAGAUAAUGUAGCUGAAGUUAAAGAUGAAAAAUCUUUUGACCAUGUUAAUGUUGAGGCAUCUACAUUUGAAGAGCCUUCUAAAGGCAGCACUGAUCAGCACAAAGGCAAUGGAGAAGGAAAAGAGGCUGAAAUUAUUUUACCUAUGCCCCAAGGAGAUGUAGCAACCAACUUAUCUGACCUUGACCAGCAGAAGAAUGACAAUAUGUGUGAGAGAAAAGUGGUGAAACUACCAAAAAGCAUUUUAAAAAAGGAAUCUAAAUAUGAACUUGGCUGUUUCAAAGCAAUGGUUGUAAACAGAGGUAUCAGAUUUGGGCAUCAGCCUGUGGCUUCUGCUAGAGACAGUGUUGAAUUGGCAAAAAUAAAAGGGAAAGAUGGGGAAGCUCAAAAGAAUUCUAAAAAGCUAAGGUGGUUUGAUGAAAUUAACAGAGUAGUGGAAGCUAAUGAUGAUGAAAAAGUUUCAGAACCAAGUGUUAGUGAAAUACCUCAGGUACAGCCCCAAGCACCUGGCUUUCAAAUUAAAGCCACUGCUUCUAAAACUAACAUUAGAAGCAUUCCGUCUUGUUUGCUCAAUUCUGUUUUUCCAGAAAAUAAUUUAGAGAAUUCUCAAACAUCUGCCAAACUUACUAGUGUUGGAAACUCAGAGAAUGCAAUACACAGUGUCUUUGUGUCUAAAGGGUAUCAUAUUGCUAAGCAAGCAUGGAUGGCACCAAGAAAUGAAGAAAUUAUACCUCUUAUAUAUAAUUGUGAUCCUAAAAAUCCAAAAAUGAAUCCACGGAAAGGUAGAACAAAAAUGAUGAAAAGACCAAAAUCUGCCAAGGUUCCAUCAUCAACUGUAUUAACUAAAAACCGGAAGAGUGCCAUUAUCCGACCACAGUCUGCUAGUGAAGCUACUAAAGUAGUAAGAGCUCCAGGCAAAAUCAUAAUGCCCCACCCUCCAUGUAAACCUAUACAAAGCAAAAAGCCAGAUGAAAAUCCUACAGAUGGUGUGUGUCAAUCAUCAAAUUUGAAUAAGCCUUCCACAGAUGCUGAAAAUAGUCAGAGCGACAAGAAUCUGUUGCCCGAAAGUCAAAGUUUGGGAAGAGGUUAUACAGAAGAUCCUUCAACUUCAGGUAGCUCUUGCCAUUCUCACAUAGCCACUAUCAGACCUUCCUACAGUAUAUAUACCUAUGAGCCUUUGACAAAGGCAAAGUGCAUUAUGAAUACGAUUCCACCAGUUGCCUACUGCAACAACAUUUCAAGGAGAAGUCCCAUAUUCUCAGAAAAUGGAUUAUGUCCAGAUCGCACACCAACUGAUGAAGAAAUCACAAUUUUGUGGCAAGGAGUACAUCGUGCAUUGGUUCAAAGGGAUGGUGCUGCUGGCGAUUCACAGCAUUAUGCUUCCUUAUGCAAUAAUUCAAAUAAUGGUGACUUGCAGCACACUAGAUCUAAUGUGUCUCACAUCACUAUAGAUGGUGGCAAUCUGAUGAGCAAUAUGAAAUCAGGUGUUAGGGUGAAUCCUAUUUUUUCUUCCCAACCAAGUGCCCAUUUUGCUUUUGCAAGACGAAAACAAAUUAAUGAAAAUAAUGAAAAUAAACGCAAGGCUCUUUUAGAACAGAGGAGACAAAUGUCAGGCUCUUCAGGAAGGAAACCCAGUAGUGCUGGACAGAAUAUAUCACAAGCCACAAUGCAAGCUCAGUGUAUGUUCGAGCCAGUGCGAGUCACAGGCGGCGUCAGUAAUUCUGAUGAAGAUAGUACUACACAGUUCCUGAUAGCAGAAAACCUAGUGAAUGCGGAAGGUGAAAUUUUGGCUGGUUUGGAUACAUCGCAACCAUAUAGGCAGAUUGCAAUGCGAAAUAGACCCCCGCGGCAAGGAAUGAGUACUCUGUCAUUUGAAGAGCACAAAGUUCUUCAGUCACUUGACCGCAUUAAUCACCGGCUGCAGAAUGUUCAUGAAACCGUUAACAAAAACCCAUCUUCUACAAGUGUUUUGCAGACUAUCUCCCCUUUGGUCACAUCUCCCUCAUACAUGGACAUAAUGCCUCACAUGCAAAGGUAUAGGAGCAUAUUGGAUGCCACCCAUAACCUAAAGCAAAGAAGAUACUGACUUGGCCCUAAUAAAGGUUGUUGAACUGAGAUUUAUUUAGUAUACUCUCAGUUGCUAUAUUUGUAACUUAUAAUUAUUUGCAACGUGCCUUAAAUGCUAUUUUUUAA